Exophiala xenobiotica is the source of this 2911-nucleotide messenger RNA. RefSeq lists its product as uncharacterized. The transcript is spliced from 2 exons. The record is from RefSeq and is a predicted model, not a curated record. Lineage: Eukaryota; Fungi; Ascomycota; Eurotiomycetes; Chaetothyriales; Herpotrichiellaceae. Gene Ontology annotation, cellular component: mitotic spindle; DASH complex. The coding region runs from base 137 to 835 and encodes 232 amino acids. Gene Ontology annotation, biological process: mitotic cell cycle.
GCGUAAAUGGGCUUUUGUUUUGGGUCUCAGGUGCGGCCAUGGUUCAGAGUCGAACUUCAUACACAGUACUACUAGGAUCCCAACAACACCAGGGCUUCAAGGUCGACCUUCUGCGGUCUUCUUAUCAUCCUCCGCCAUGGAUCCCGAAGAUUCCUUAUUGAGAAGCGACGAUGUGGACGAGAGUCUGUGGGAUUCACCUGCUAAAGCUGCCGGCAACCCCGAAGGGACUCCCAAAGCCUCGACCAAAAACGCAAAACCUAGUCGGCCAACAUAUCAAGAACAACAAGAACGGGAAGAGAGUCUGCGUCGGGAAUUAGAAGGCGUGCGGCAGGUCAAUGAGACCAUCGAAGACUUGAUCCAGAGUCUGAACAAAGCAAAGGAUAACAUGAAGACUGUCAACAAUACCGUCGGCGCUGCAUCUACACUACUCAAUACCUGGACUCGAAUACUGUCGCAAACAGAACACAAUCAGCGAUUGAUCCUCGAUCCCUCUUGGCACGGCGCCAGUCAAGAUAUUGCGGACAUUGACGACGAAGCCCUAGAAAAACAACGUGCAGCUGAACGACAAGAGGCUGAAGAGCAGGAGAGAAAACUUAUGGCAGCUAGACGUGCUGAAGAGGAAGAAAAGAGAAGAGCAGAGCUGGCUGCCAAACAGCCCAGACCCACCUCAAGCCGAGGAGCUAGAAUGGGCGCUGGAGGAAGAGUCCCGAGCACCACGUCCACUUCAUAUGUGCAGAUGGGUGGCAGCACCAAGCGAGGAACAUCAUCUAGCAGAAGAACAACAUCCGGCAUCGGGCGAGGGAUUGCCGGGAGAGGGUCCCGAGGACGUGGUUGAGUGGAUCUCUUUCCCAUCGGCGGUAUCUAUUUCAUGACCUUGCUGAGCGUCAGCUGUUGGACGACCAUGAGAGUCCCUGCAAUGGCUUCACCAAGCCGUUGACUUCUGUAACGACGCCGCUAGCUCAUUCCAUGCUCACCCUAGGGAACCUCCCGCAAAGUCAAUGUUGCGAGCCCCAGGCCUUUCUUGACCAGGCAGUUGGCAACCCCUCGACACCACUCGAUAAUCUGUGCGCCAGCUUCAGCGGCCCGGAAAGCGCUCACUGUCUCAUACACGAUCCUGAGAGCGUAAAAUGUCGAAGCUGGACCGUACAGCUUCAUCUCAUCCUGCAUCAAAUACUCCAUACUCUGGCAUAUGUUGGUGGCAAGCGCAAUGAUAUUUUUUCGAAGGGGUUCGUCAUCUUGGUCUGAAGCUACGGACGUCCCCGGCACAGUUGAGUACCCUCGCAGCACAUCAAGCUGCGUAAGACAAACAAUCUGAAAUGCCCAGAAGUGGACGUAUGCAUUUGCCGCAGAGACAUCCGGAAAAUACAAGGCCUUUGCAGGCAGUCGAUGUUCUGACUUGCGCAACGGGGCUGAUGGGACCUCCCAAAACAAAGGCCUCCCCUCUGCAGCGGCAAUCAGCAUUUGCUCCCACUGCCAAAGGCAUGCCAAAACCCGCCUCAGCGAGUCAUGGAGUGUCGAAACAGCAACUGGCAACUCGCUGUUCGCCACUGUCCUCAACGCAUCAAUGCUUUCGAGAAGGGACGGAAUUACGGCAGCUUCGGACAAUAAGGCUUGCAUUGAGGUUGCUCCAUGUCGCGAAAAUGGCACUUUAAUCCAGUCUUCUGAGGAAAGAAAGACGGAUUUGCGGUCAUUCAAGGCUUGCAAGAUCUGUGUCGUGUCAGUACAGCCAUUGCUACGACGGGGUUCUUCUCUCACAAUCAGAGGCCGAAAUCCAACAAAAAGGCUGUGAUUGAUACCAUCGCAGAGCAUAUGAGGCUCACAGCGCCGAAUCAGCUCACUGACACCUUUCACAUGUGCCUGCCAGCCGCCUUCUGUGGUCGGGACCAUCACCUAGGCGAAUAUGGGAUCAAGACCAUACUUGAGUAAGCGAGUGAAGAACAGUCAUACCUCAGAUAGUGUCAAACACAUACUCGCUAGAGCCAAAUCCGCCUCGAACACUUGGGAACUUUCCGUCAAGGCCUCUCUCAAGGCCAUCAGCACAUUGCAGUACGUCUGGACGUACUCUGUCUCCGCAUAUCGACCUAUACCGCGCUCGACAAACGUCAGACACAUGGCCCUCAUCGCCGCCAUAAGAACGGCAUAAUGUCUGCUUGGCCGCUUGAUCUUGACCAGCCCGUCGACCCACGAACCACAAAUCCUGGAAUGUAGGGUCGGGGUGGUGCUUCUGCAUGAGAGGAAGCGAAUCUCGUUGGUGGGGAUGUAUGCCUCAAUUAUCAGGUCGGACAGUAUAGAGUAACUGGCAUUUGAGAUGCUGGAGCCGUCCAGCCUGGGACGGCCUAGAGAGUUGUUGAACGGGGCGUUCGCGUCCACUUCAAUCGAAGCAAUCCAAUUUCGAGACCGGGACUCAUAAUCUGUGGCUGAUGCAGAAGCUGAAGAAUUCUCUUCCGACUUAUGGUGAAUGAUCGUCAGAAUCUGCGCGUACCCCGGGCAGACCUUGCCGCUGAACGUGCACUGGGUGCAUUGGGGUACUUUGCCAUCGCACUAUGAUGCUCGCUCCGAGGGUCAGACAAGAGACACCUUCGAUUGGCACGUCCAUGUUCUAGCGAACGAUGAUUGAAUGAACUUACUCCGAGCCGUCGUCUUCUGCAGGCCUGACAGACCGAUUUGUGCUUACCUCUCAUGAGGAUGGUGUCGACGACGUGAGGUCAAUUGGAAGGUUGCUUCGAGGUCUCGGCUUGUGGUGUAUCACAACACCAUAUUCGUAUCGGAUUCGGGGAGCUCGACAUUUGAAUGCAGGAUUGCUCGAAAGACAAAACACAGUUGGACGGUGGACUGAAGUUGAUAUCUUCCAUGUUUCGUUCACGAGGACGAAGAUUGUCUUCAUUGCUAGCAUCAAAAUCUUAGUCAGCAC